Messenger RNA from Miniopterus natalensis, 6918 nucleotides. It is a transcript of the gene IGF1, whose product is annotated as insulin like growth factor 1. Gene Ontology annotation, biological process: regulation of protein phosphorylation; insulin-like growth factor receptor signaling pathway; positive regulation of cell population proliferation. NCBI's taxonomy places the organism in Eukaryota, Metazoa, Chordata, Mammalia, Chiroptera, Miniopteridae. The record is from RefSeq and is a predicted model, not a curated record. Gene Ontology annotation, molecular function: hormone activity; growth factor activity; insulin-like growth factor receptor binding. Gene Ontology annotation, cellular component: extracellular region.
AGAAGAGGGAGAGAGAGAGAAGGCAAAUGUUCCCCCAGCUGUUUCCUGUCUACAGUGUCUGUGUUUUGUAGAUAAAUGUGAGGAUUUUCUCUAAAUCCCUCUCUGUUUGCUAAAUCUCACUGUCACUGCUAAAUUCAGAGCAGAUAGAGCCUGCGCAAUGGAAUAAAGUCCUCAAAAUUGAAAUGUGACAUUGCUCUCAACAUCUCCCAUCUCUCUGGAUUUCUUUUUCUUCAUUAUCCCUGCUAACCAAUUCACGUCCAGACUUUGCUCCUCAGACGCAAUGGGGAAAACCAGCAGCCUUCCAACCCAAUUAUUUAAGUGCAGCUUCUGUGAUUCCUUGAAGGUCAAGGUGCACAUCAUGUCGUCGUCGCAUCUCUUCUACCUGGCCCUGUGCCUGCUCACCUUGGCCAGCCCCGCCUCGGCUGGGCCGGAGACGCUGUGCGGGGCCGAGCUGGUGGACGCGCUGCAGUUCGUGUGCGGAGACCGGGGCUUCUACUUCAACAAGCCCACAGGGUACGGCUCCACCAGUCGGAGGGCCCCCCAGAUCGGCAUCGUGGACGAGUGCUGCUUCCGGAGCUGCGACCUGAGAAGGCUGGAGAUGUACUGCGCGCCCCUCAAGCCUGCCAAGGCGGCCCGCUCCGUCCGCGCCCAGCGCCACACCGACGUGCCCAAGGCUCAGAAGGAAGUACAUUUGAAGAACACAAGUAGAGGGAAUGCGGGAAAUAAGAACUACAGAAUGUAGGAGGACCUUCCUGAGGCUGAAGAAAGGCGUGCCACCGGCAGGAUCUUUGCUCUGCAUGAGUCACCAGUUAAACACCAGAAGACCUACCAAAAAAUAAGUUUGAUAACAUUUCAAAAGAUGGGCAUUUCCCCCAUGAAAUACACAAGUAACCAUUUCAAACAUUGUCUUUAGGAGUGAUUGUUAAAAGCUUUGCACCUUGCAAAAACGGUCCUGGCGUUGGUAGAUUGCUGUUGAAACUUUAUCAAUAACAUUCUAUAGAGAAAAAUAUAUCUAUCUAUCUAUCUAUCUAUCUAUCUAUCUAUCUAUCUAUCUAUCUAUCUAUCUAUCUAUCAUCUAUCAUCUAUAUAUCUUAGUCCCUGCCUCUCAAGAGCCACAAAUGCAUGGGUGUUGUCUAGAUCCAGUUGCACUAAAUUUGCCUCUGAAUCUUGGCUGCUGGAGCCAUUCAUUCAGCAGUCUUGUCUAAGUGGUUUAUUAAUUUUUUUUUAUUUGCACUUCUUUCUACACAGCACAGGCUAGUUGUUUUGCAGCGUCUGAUGACCUUGUCUGUCUGUCCCUGCCCGCCCCCCUUCGUCGCCUUGUAUUUGCUGCAGUCGGCCUCCUCCGUAGCGGCAGUGCGCAGUCCAGGAGCACACCAAUACUACCCACGAGACCCUGCCUGUGGCAUUUGUACCAAAUAUAAGUUGGGUGCAUUUAUUUUCGACACAAAGCUUUAUUUUUCCACAUCUUGCUCAAAAGAAAAUGCAAAUAGUUGCAACUUUGAGGCCAAACGUUCUUAGGUGUUAUGUGUUAAGCACAGAAAGUCUCAACUCUCAACAGUUCCUUCCAGUGGCGAGUUAGUGUGCGACCUAAUUAGUAACUUCUCUUUGAUUUUUUCCAUAUAGAGCACUAUGUAAAUUUCGCAUAUUGACAAUACAGGAUAUAUCAGACAGUAUGUAAAACUCUCUUUUUUUAGUACAAUGGUGCUAUUUUGUAGUUUGUUAUAUGAAAGAGUCUGGCCAAAACGGUAAGAGGCGAAAGCAAAACCAAACAGGAUGCCUGGAGCCAAAGGUGACACAGAGGGGAAGGGCACUAAGAAUCCGUCCACCUGGGAGGAAGGCAGAGUACCCCCAUCACGCCUUCCAAGGGAGACCGAAGACGCAAAGUCCACUGAUGCAGAUUCGUUUGGCGAGUCCAGAGAGGAGUGGAAAAAGCAGAAGGCUAGGAAUUUUGCAGUCCUGGUUUCUUUUUCUCACAAAAGAAACAAACAUCUGAGGACUCGGCCAUGGACUCACCACUUUGUGACCUUGGGCAAGUCACUUCACCUCUCUGUGCCUCAGUUUCCUCAUCUGCAAAAUGGGGCAAUAUGCCAUCUUCCUACCUCACAGGGGUGGUGUGAGGAUUAAAAAGAUAAAGCUCCAGAUUAUUAUCCUGGGUUGCUAUGAGGGUGCAAGGUCAGAGCCCCUGAGUUGCUGGGAUGCAAGGAAUUCUAUAAACAGCCCAUUCAGAGCAUAGCUAGAAAAUUAAUUAGCCAAAUGCCCCUGACAUGCCAAUUUUUGUCAAUGAAGCUAUCCAAUUAAGUAUCCAACUUGCAAGUUGCUAGUUGCAGCUUGAUCUCAUUUAAAACAGUUUUCAAAAUAAGUUAGAAACAUUUGAUUAACAACUUGAUUUUGAAUUCUGCAUUUGGGUUCAUAAACACAAAAUGGAAAGAGAGAAAUGAAAAGAAAAAAAGAGAAAAAGGAAAAGAUUUCUACCAGCAAAAGGGUGAUUAUUCGAUUUGUUAGCACUCGCUGACUGUUCCAGGCAGUUACUAGAAAUCUAGUAAUAGUUCUUUUAAUAUUAUAAAUGAUACUCUAUUCAUUUUGAAAAACACAGUUAUUCCUUCUUUAGGCAAUCUAAAAUAAUGGCCCAAGAUUUCAACUAUUGAAAUAAUAUCUAAUAAAAUGUCACACUUUCUUUAAUAAAUUUUGCUUUUAUCUUUGGCAUAUAUAUAAAAAAUUUGGUUUUUGUUAAAAUACUUUUGAUUAGAGUUACUAGUUUCGAGGCAAAAAUUUCCUUCACAACUAGGAGUUUUCCCUCAUGUCUACUUAGGAGAGUAACCCCUAGGCCUCCAUGGAUGUGUCUUAUCCAUUCAACUAAAAAUUUGGUAUCAAGAAAAUCUAAUGGUGAGGACAGGCCAUGGUGACCUAAAAAAUGUUUCCUGUCUAUGUACCAAGAUUUUCUUAUUAGAACAAUGAAUCAUCCACCAUUCAGAUCUUUUAUCUGCCUUAGAGCUUUUUGGUGAAAAGCAACCAGGUUUGAUUAUUUCACGCAUAUUUUUAUCUUUUUACUCUUGGAAAGUACAUCUAUGUGGGGGGAAAAUUACCAUGUUUACUUUUCAUCCCACUUAUUCACCUCAAGGUUCAGAGGCCAGAAAUAAAAACACAAUAAUAAAGAUUUCCUAGAUCUCAGAACAUAUGCAAGAAGAAGGCCUCUUCAGAUGUCAAAGGAACUAUGAGUCAUUUUUCCCUUCAUCUGUUUUCCAGGCAUAUGGGUUCUGUGAAGUGAGGUGCUGAAACCCUCUUCCCAAAAUGGCACUUCUGCUUUUUAUUUCUUGUUCCUAGAGUGCACCUUUUUAAACCACUAACUCCUAGCAACACUUUACAUGCAAUCUUCUGCCAACCUAUGGGUUUCCAGACCUAGCUGAAUAGGGCAAUUAUAAGAAUGUCUAUGACUUGAUUCGCUUAGUAAUUCUGUUCAUAGCCCAGAUGCCCCAGUGAGGAAAGCUUAAAUAGGCAAAGAUAUCAUCUUUCUUAACUUUUUCAACACAUAAUCCUCUCCAACUGUAUCAUAAAUUAACUCAUUAAGAAUUAACUAAUUAUUACACUAACCCACUAUCUUAUUUUCAAAUGAAUAAAAACUAGAAGACGAUUUGAUGUCAACUUUAAAAGUCAGUUGGUCACCAUAUCCUACAGCAGAAUGAACCAGAAUUGACAGAGAGGGAGCACCUAAAAUUUCACAACUCAAAACUUUAUAAGUUUUGCUUUAGAACUUUAAAAUGUGGCAAUUUCAGGAUGCUUAUGAAAGAGCCAUAAAUACUGGUGGGAAUUAACUUUCAACGUAUAGGCUUAUUUCCAAUUUAAAUGACAGAAUACCUAGGUCAAAUUUCUGCUCCCACUUCCCCAAAUAGUAUAACAGCAUUAUUUGAACUUUUUAAGAUGAGGAGUCUCCACUGAGAAAGCUAAUGUAUCUUUCCAUCAGAAUCCACUCUUCUAGGGCUAAAGAAAAACUCCCCCAACACAUCACACACACACCCUUAGAGUCCAGUGGAAUACUAAAAAAAAAAAAAAAUCACUUCCUUGAAAAAUCUGUUAAAAAAAGAAAGCCUGGCCUCCCUGAGAAUCCUUCCCCUCUGGGAAUGUCAAUGUUUGUGUAGAUGGAACCAUCUCAUGCACUGUGGCUCCAGGGGUUCGGUUACUCGUCCAUGCAACUUGGGAGUAGGAUUAAAUUGGAAGAUGUAGCACAAUUUUGCUUUCCCAUUUAUUGUUUGGCCAGCUAUGCCAAUGUGGUGCUAUUGUUUCUUUAAGAAAGUACUUGACUUAAAAAAAGGAAAAAAAAGAAAAAAAAGAAAGCAUAGACAUAUUUUUUUAAAGUGUAAAAACGACAAUUCUAUAGCUCGACGGCUUAAUAAAGCAGCACUAGGUCUAGUCACCACCACCUCUCCACUUCUUAUCACUCACAGGUAGCAGACUAUUCACCAAAUUGUGAGUUUGGUGGUGUGGGGCAGAAGAUGGAAAUUUUUUAGAAUCACAAGGCUCCAUUAUUUUGUUGGCUCUCAAAUUUGGCAAAAUUAGCACUAUGUUACCCAAUCUGAACACCUUGAUCAAAAGCAUGGGAUAUAAAUGGGGCAAAAAACCCCACAAAAACCUUAUAGGCAAAUGGCAGAACUAAAAAGAUGAUUAAGGCACUUAUUGAUUUUUGUGUGUGUAUGCUCUCUGCUCAAAAACAGAUAUUCAGCAAGUAGAGAAAAUACAAAGAGAAAAAAAUGCAUAGAUUCACCUGCUAAAAAUAGCAUCUGCCAGGUCUCCCUUGAGUAAAUUUUGGCAUUGACUGGUUUAUAAAAGAUGUAUUUUCCCUUCAUCUAAACAUUUCAAGAGCAAUAGCUCCCAUUAAAAGCAAUCACUGAUAUUAUGGGGAAGUGUUGGAAAGUAUUUCCUUAUGAAAUGGGGGUUAUCUACUGAUAAGGAAAGAGAAGAAUUGAUGAGGAAGCGUUGAAAGAGAUGGCUAACAAUCUGUGAAGACUUUUUGUUUUUAUUUUUUACUUUAUACAGUCUUUAUGAAUAUCUUCAUGGUCAAAAAUGACUUGGUUCUUUCUUCUUUUAUAUUGGAAUGAGGGAUGAUACGUUAAACCCAGCAGACUCUUUAAAACUAUAGGCUAGAUAGAAAUGUAUGUUUGAUUCGUUGAAACUCUAAUCAGACUAAUUAAAAUGUUUUUGCUAUUUUCAAUCUUAAAGGAUUGUCCUAAGUCAUUAGAGACAGAUCCUGUUGGGCUCUCCUCUUAGGAAAGAGCAUUCCCACUCAAAUCACUUGGGCUUUCCCAGCAAUGUUUUCAAAAGAUAAAUCUGACUUAUGCAUCAUUGUGGCAUCAUUUACUUUAAAUAGAAGAAUUGUGAUCUUUACGCCCCUCUCCUGCAAUGAUCAUCAAGUCCAAAAUCUGAGGAGGCAAAAACAAGAAGAAAACUUUGUUGGUUCUUUGUUUUUGGUUUGUUUGUUUGUUUUCAAUACUAGUGUUUAAUCCUAUAAUACAUAUUUGCUUAUCAAUAUUUUAAUAUGCUAAAAGACUUUCCUGUUAGGUAUUAGAAACUGAUGCAUAGAUAUCUUUUUUUGUAUGAUUUCUAUUUAAAAAAUAAAGGAGAUGAGAAGACCAUCUGAAGCUUUAAGUGCGAACGGUACAAGAUAAAGAUACCAAUUUAAAUAACCAAGUCCCAUCCGGAACAAUACUUUCUUUUUUAGGAAACCUCCAUAGAUAAGACAGAGGGCCAGGGAAUUUUGGAAACUGUCUUCGUUCCUCCCAGUCCUUAUUUUUUACCAUCUGCCUCGAAAUUUUAUGGAGGGCUGACCAAGCUGGAGCCCCAGAAUUAAAGGGACUUCUUUAAAAACAUACAUUUUACAUGUUGCCUCUUAAUUACUGAUUAUGCAUUGAUCUUAAGCAUGGUCCCUCUUUCCCCCCAUUCUUGAGCUGUCAUUGAUAAGGUCUUUUGGGGUGGGGGGCGGGAGGGAGAGAACAUUUUUUUAAUUUAAAAAAAGAGAACACAACAGUCCAAGUAUCACUGUCCAGGUGAAAUAGGAGUUAACAUGGAGGAGACAGAGUUCCUCCUACUUAACCCCCGCAGAAUCACCUUCAAGAUGACCUUUCCUGACCCUUAGACCCUUCCCUGUUUUAAAUCGCCCUAAAAUAAACAUUACACAUUCUCUUUUGCCCAAAAUUCACUGGGCUAAAAGUAGGAAAAACGAAUAUGGGGCUCGAAAAUCCCUUCCAAGCCCCCCGCUGGCCCCACUCACUCACCCAGGGCCAAGCCACUUCCGUUAAUCCCUUAAUCUGAUUUUGUUCGGAUAUUUAUCUUGUACCUGCUGCUACACACACUGCAGGAGGGACUCUGAAACCUCAAGCCGUCUCCUCACAUCUCUUAUCUGUGUCUGUGUAUCAUUAACAUGUCUAUUCAAAAUAUCAAAAACUUUCAAGCAUCAUGCAGCUCAUAUUCAGUUUACAUAAGGUCCCUAAGUACCAUGUCGGGUCUCUUUUUGCUAAAAGGGUUCAGAAACUCUGAGAAAUGGGAUUACAUCAUGUGUUUUGCUUCAUAUGUUUUUAUCGCACUUACAGGCCAAGUGUGAUAAGCUUACAGACACUGAAUUAAUUUUCCCUGCUACUUUGAAACCAGAAAACAAUGAUUGGUCAUUCAUUAUAUCUGUCUUAGUUCAAAAGCAUAUUUUCUGUUAAGUUACUUCUGAUUGUAUUUGAAAUUAUUAUUCAUUUAUGGCAGAAGAAUAUCAAUCCUAAUGACUUCUAAAAAUGUAACUAACUGAAUCAUUAUCUCACAUUUACUGUUUAAUAAGCAUAUUUUGAAAAUGUAUGGCUACAGCGUCAUAAUAAAAUGAUAUCUCUUUCUUUAGUAACUACAUUAAAAUUGAUCAUAUUUGAUGAAUUCAUUCUUUUUUGGACA